Molecule: messenger RNA, 1709 nt
Organism: Adelges cooleyi (spruce gall adelgid)
Lineage: Eukaryota; Metazoa; Arthropoda; Insecta; Hemiptera; Adelgidae
Exons: 8
Coding region: 120-1571 (483 amino acids)
Biological process (GO): transmembrane transport
Cellular component (GO): membrane
Molecular function (GO): transmembrane transporter activity
Source: RefSeq, a predicted model, not a curated record
CACAAAUAUUUUUCCUUGCCUUUUGGAUUUCUUUAGUACAAUUUUGUUAGCUAACAAGAACCAAUAUACGCGCUGGAUUAUAAUUAUUUGAUAAGGAUUAACUAUAUGUUUGGUGUACUAUGAGCCCAUCAAACGUCUUCAAGACGGAAGAACAUGAAAACCCGGCAAAAUGGCAAGUCACGUUCGAACCUAUGCUGUUCUCGUACCUUGUGUCCAGCAUACUAACCAUAUUGACCAAUCAGAACCUGUUCAUUCAGAAAGCCUGUAGGGUAGAUCUCCAAACUGACGCAGACAAGUGUGCCGAACUUGACUACAGGGGAGGACGCUCGGACAGCGAGAUAGACGCGCAACUACUUGUCACAUACAUGCUUAUAUGGCAGACGGUGUUGCAAAACGUCACGACUAGCAUCUUGGCGGUAUUCCUAGGUUCGUGGAGCGACAGAUAUCAUAGGCGCAAGUUCGUUUUGCUGUUGCCUAUUGUCGGUGAACUUGUCCGCAACUUGUGUCUAAUGGUUUGCGUUUACUUUUUCGACGAACUACCCCUGAGCGUAGCCGGUCUUGCUCAGACACUACCGGUGGCGUUGACGGGCGGAUGGAUCGUUCUGUUCAUGGCCGUUUUCAGUUACAUCGGUGACACCAGCGAGGGUAAAAUGAGAGCAAUCCGAGUGGGCAUCGUGAACGGCACAGUAAUUUUAUGCUUUCCACUGGGUACAGCUCUGUCGGGUAUUCUUUACGCGAAUUUUGGUUUUUACGGCGUGUACGGCAUCUCUUCGGCACUGUUUUUAUUCUCCAUCGCAUGGACAGGAUUAUACAUUCACGAAGACAAUUUUAACGUGCUGUUGGAUCGCCGACCAUGGUCCGUAUCAAUUGCCGAUUUCUUCGAUGUAAAACACUUCAGAAAAGCCGUUCAGACGACGUUCUGGAACGAAGAUUCGACCCGAAGGUUCAGUCUGAUCGCGUUGUCCUCUGUCAUCAUAAUAAUUAAAGGACCAAUGAUCGGAGAAAGAAGUAUCAUGUAUUUAUACACACGUUAUAAAUUUAAUUGGAAUGAAGUGGAUUACAGCAUAUUUUCUACGUACUCUAUGAUUGUCAAUCUCGUAGGCACAGGUCUUGCCGUCUACUUGCUGAUAAACAAACUGGGUAUAGACGAGUGUUUGGUCGGAGCAAUAGCUUUAGUGGGCAAAAUAUUUUCCGAAAUACUGUAUGCCUUCGCGAAAAACGAUUUCGAGUUUUACGUGGCGCCUCUUGCCAACCUUAUAUACAACACUGCUAUCGUUGCAAUGAAAUCGACCGUCACCCGAAUAGUGCCGUCAGAAGAACUAGGUCAAGUUUCUGCCGUAACGAGCAUUGGUGAAAACUUGGUGCCAAUAGCGUACAACCCAUUAUAUAGUUUAGUGUACGUCAUGUCACUAAACGUCUUCUCGGGUACUAUUUUCCUACUCGGAGCAGUACUAACGGCUCCUGGAAUUUUCAUUUAUCUAUGGUUAUACAAACACAAUUGCAAUACGUACGAGAGUAUAGGAGAGCACAAAAAGAAUGAGUUGAAAAAAGAAUACGGAUCAAUGAACUAGGCAACGAUUAAUUAUUUUCUUUAAAGACAAUCCACUAAUGUUCCUAUAUUUCAUGUUGUGUAUAAUUAUUAUGACUGGCCUGCAGACAUACAGAAUUGAUAAUAAUGUACAAUAUAUAUUAUACAUUUAUAAAAUUUA